Akanthomyces muscarius is the source of this 3540-nucleotide messenger RNA. RefSeq lists its product as uncharacterized. The record is from RefSeq and is a predicted model, not a curated record. The transcript is spliced from 4 exons. Lineage: Eukaryota; Fungi; Ascomycota; Sordariomycetes; Hypocreales; Cordycipitaceae. Bases 1 to 3540 code for a protein of 1179 amino acids. Gene Ontology annotation, molecular function: protein binding.
AUGACGACAAAAGCCGCCAACUACAUCGAGCAGCUCGACAAUGCCCGCUGCCGAGGCGACUGGCCUGCCGUCCCCGAGCUCGUCCGCAAAGUGCGCAAGCAUGCUCCCCAGCGAGAAUGCCUCACCCUGACCGCCGAGACCGAAUGUGCCAUCUCCAGCGCCACUACCGGCGCCGAGCGUCCCUCGAUCGCCGCCAUUGUCGAGAAGCUCAACGUCGAUGCCACGAUACCCAAGCUGCACGCCGCGAUUGAGGGCGAAAAGGUCAACAGGCAGGAUGCCUUCCAGGCUCGCGUCUGUGUCGGCUGGAUGUACUGGGUCGUCACCGAGUACACCCUCGCUCUCGACCAUCUUCCCAGUGGCCUCGCCGAAGCUGGCCAGGACGGCCGCGACUCCCUGACCGAGUGGACCAGCGUCUGUGCCAUGAAGUCUGCCUACCUCAGAGCCAAUUGCCUCAUGCGCGACAGCCAACAACGCCAGUCAGCUCUUGCCGCCUUCCAGUCCGGCCUGCCCUCGCUCAACCGCGUCUGGGGUGGCCAGCCUGUUCACUCCCAGCUGAAAUACUGGUCGGAGCUCUACCUCACUGAAUACUGCGUCUUGACUAGUGAAUCGAUUCGUCAAGGGGACGCCACAUUCGACCAGCAGAAUUCCAUUUCCUGCUUCCGCGCCUGGGCUCGAUACUGGGAGGCCAUGGCCGCACCAGUCACAGGUGGCUUUGGCUUCAAGGGCUCCGCCACAUCCGUCCCUCGACGAGCCAUAUGGAGCGAAUACUAUCAGGGACUCUCCAAGCAUCUUCUAAACGACGACGCAUUCCCUCCUGCCAAUUUUGGCAAUGUCUCUGCCGACACGCCUGCUCGAACCCAAUUGCGAAUGGAGCUCAAGCGCGUCGAGGCUUCCUACGAAAGGCUGCUCCUAUCCGAGACAACGUUUCCUCGAGCUGACGAACAUCGCACCGAGGUGGAAAUGUUUAUCAAGCAGGUCAUGGACAAUUGGACCAUUCUCUGUGGUCGUGGCUGGAGCGAAAAGGAUCUUGGCCAGGCUGGCCGCGCCGGCAUCAGCCGCGGCGUCCUCGACACCUUGUACAGUGCUGCAACCAAAACCUACCACUCCACACUCAUUCUCCGAUCACUAUUCACUGUUCACGUCUCCGUUGCCGAGUUUGAUCUCGCAUUCAAGGCUCUAGACUCCUACCUCGAAAUCGUCAGCAAGGGCAAAGCCCGAAUUGCCAAGACCGGCAUUCCGGAGCCUAACUUGGACAGCGAUGCUACGGUUUUGGAAACAAUGUCCCAAGCCAUCAUGACGCUUUGUCUCUACGGCCACCACAAGUCUGCAGAGAAGGCGCGCCGCCUCGGCGCUGAGCUUGAAGAUUGGCUUGCCAGGCUACCUCAGAACCAGCCUACUGGCGAAUCCAGUAGCUAUGUUCCACCCCGCGUCAUCGCUCUCGCUUGGCAGGCUAUCGGCUUGUCCCAUGCCCAUUGGUCUCGCUCAACCUACGAAGCAGCGUCCCGGACCGAGAUUCAGUCCAAAGCUAUUCGAUGCCUGCGCAAGUCGCUGUCCUCCGAAUAUGGUCGCUCAAAAGAUACCCGCAGCAUUUUUGCCCUAGGUGUGCUCCUUGCGGAACGAAAGGAGCUCUCCACUGCCGUCGAAAUUAUCCGAUCCACGCUCAUGUCUGCCAAACGUGAUGAAAGCGGCAUCAACGAUGAGCUCUACAGUGGCCCUUAUUGGCAAGAGAGAUCGCUUAUUCCCAUGUGGCAUCUUUUGGCCCUAUUGCUCAGCGCGCGCCAGGACUACGUCAUGGCCAGUAGAGCUUGCGAUGGCGCUGUUGAACAAUUCAAGGAUCCUUCUCUCCUCUUUGGAAAGACGGAAGGCUUCAAGAGCGAGCAUCUCAACGACUCAGAAGUCAAAAGUGUCUCAACAACAGAGGUACAAGGAGGAUUGGUAGAUGAGAUGGACGACUUGGAGAAGGAAGCGUUGCUCGAAGUGAAGAUGACGCAAUUGUCUCUCGUUGAGCUCCAGGAUGGACCUAAUGCAGCGGUCAAUGCGAGCUAUGAGCUUCUGACUCUAUUCACUCGUCUAUUCGGCAACGUUUCAAACCCGCCAGCUGCGCAAUCGCGGUCCGAUGCGAGUUCCAAGAUUGGGUCGGGCCGCAACAGUUUGCGUGGCAGCAUCUUUAGUUCCAAGGAGAAAUCGGGAGCGUUGUCAAGGCAGUCGGAUGAGGCUCCGGGCGACAGAGGAACUGCACUCCCUAUUCGGCCGCCUACCUCUCAGACGGUGGCACCCUCCAUCCAAGUGACAGACGAGACACCGCGACCACCAACCUCCCGUCGCACUAGCACUGGCCCAGGAGAUCCUCCCCGCCGCAACAGUCUCAAGAAGAGAAAUCGCAGCCAGACCAGAGGGCAAACACCCACGAACGGCACUCUGUCUCACCAAAGCAGCCAUGUCGACGCUGAACCCUUCUUCAUGCCCACCUCCGACGGCAGUCAGCCCGACGUGCCAAGAGGCCCACCUGUCGCCCUGGCCUCUUCGCUUCUCACUCGCGAGAAGACGGUUUCCUCAAUCACCUCUCGUGGCUCGAUCAUGUCGAAAGGCACAGAGUUUUCAGAUCUUUCAUUGGAAAUGACACAUGUGCCAUCACAUCUGUUGCCGUUGGUGCAGUUUUCCAAGGACAAGGAGCGGGGCAGACGCACAGCUAUCCUGGUCAAGGUCUGGACAAUGAUUGCGGGCUUUUACCGCCGGGCAAGCAUGCUGGACGAGUGCAAAGCGGCCAUUGCAGAGGCACAGAAACUUGUGCAGGGUUUAGAAACUGAGGCGACGCGCGAUCCCUCGGUCACUGGAGCCGCAAAGUCCACUGUCUGGGCGGAAAAGAAGAGUAUUGAAGCUCUUUGGGGCGAUAUUUUCUCAGAGCUUGGCUCUCUCUCGCUCGCCAGAGGCAGACCCUUCGAGGCAAGAGCCGAAUUUGAGAACGCUCUCACACAUUGCCCCGACCACCCCGCUGCAACAAUUGGCCUGUCGAAUAUUCUUCUCGACAUCUACAGCGAGACGCUGCUGCCCGAACCCGCCAUUCCAGCACUGGCCAACAGUGAAAUUGCGUCCGACCCAGCCAGCGUUGCUCUCUACGAGCACAGUCGCAAGACUGCCGCCGCAGGUGCGAGCACGCUGCCCUUCUUGGCGCUCGGUUUAGGGCCGUCAGCAGCCAUCGACGACGACGAACCGGCUCUAGCGCCGGGUGUCCAGUCGACCGCCGUCUUCAACCGCGCCCAAGACAGCAGCGACAACCUUCCCGCACCGUACAAGACGACAAGCCUGCCGCUUUCCGACCGUCUGGCGGCUCGCGAUCGCGCUUACACGCUCCUCUCUGGGCUGACGAGACUGGGCACGGCGUGGGACUCGUCGGAGGCGUGGUUCGCCCUGGCGCGCGCCUACGAGGAGAGCGGACAGCCCGACAAGGCCAAAGAGGUUCUCUGGUGGUGCGUGGAACUGGAAGAAUCGAGCGGCGUGCGUAGUUGGCGCAACAUUGCUGCUGGCGGCUACAUAGUCUAA